AUGGGCCUCUCAUCCACCGACGAGUUCACUUACGUCCCUCUCGAGAACAAUCUCUCGUUCUCCGCCGCUUGCGACUUCAAUCGCGAGCACAAUGCAGAGCACACCUGCUACGUGUACGCUGAGCCGGAUGGCACGGUCUGCGAGGUCACCUACCUCGAAUUCGGGCGCGCUGUACAUCGCGCGGCGCAUAUCCUGCGCCCUUCGCGCAAGGGCGAAGACAACGCUACCGUGGCAAUCAUCGCCAACUCUGACACUCUCCUGUAUAACGCCGUGACUGUCGGAUUGAUCAAGGCUGGACUUGUUGUACGUUGGACUCCCCUGACAGGACGAGAAUGCACUAAUCCUUGA
This is a messenger RNA of Schizophyllum commune H4-8, 348 nucleotides long. RefSeq lists its product as uncharacterized. Lineage: Eukaryota; Fungi; Basidiomycota; Agaricomycetes; Agaricales; Schizophyllaceae. The record is from RefSeq and is a predicted model, not a curated record. The coding region runs from base 1 to 348 and encodes 115 amino acids. The transcript has a single exon.